AGCGCCACGCGGCCCUACGGCAUGGCGGGGGGUCUCCCGGGGGCCCCGGGGCUGAACCUGCUGCUGCGGCGGGACGGGCGCCUCAUCAACCUGGGGGGCAAGAGCUCGGUCAGCGUGGAGCCGGGGGACAUUUUCUGCCUGCUGACCCCGGGCGGGGGCGGCUUCGGCCCCCCCGAGGAUGGGGGUGACCCCCCGGGCCCCCCGGAGCCCCCGGACCCCCAGGACCUCUGGGCCCCCCAGAACUCGCUGCGCCCCCAAAACCCCGGCGGCCCCCCGGGCCCCCCGACCCCACAAACCGUCCUGGAGCGCGGCGGCGACUUCGAGUUCCGCCAGGCGCAGGAGGCCGUGUGACCCCACACUCUGUGGGGCAGCCCCACACCGCUGUGGGGCAGCCCCAAAUCUGCCGUGUGACCCCACACUCUGUGGGGCAGCCCCACACCACACCACUGUGUGACCCCAAACCCGCUGUGUGACCCCAAACCUGCUGUGUGACCCCAAACCGCUGU
Molecule: messenger RNA, 506 nt
Organism: Taeniopygia guttata (zebra finch)
Lineage: Eukaryota; Metazoa; Chordata; Aves; Passeriformes; Estrildidae
Source: RefSeq, a predicted model, not a curated record